UAAAUAAAUUAAAUUGACUUGGAAAUCUUUACGACCAAAUAUUCGAUAAAAAUAAAAUAACCAAUAUAAGAUUUCCGAUUUAACUAAAGAAACGUUAUGCUCAAACAAGUGAUGAAUAGCAAUAGGCCAAAAUUUUUAGUUUUAUUUUGUAUUUUUUAUGUUUCACAAUUGUCUCAAUGUAAGGUCGCUCCCAGGAGAAAUAAUGAUGGGGGAAACGCCACAGAUUUACCUAAUUCGCCGCUAGCUGAAGCCAAAGGAAACCAGGCGAACUCAAUCGGAGUUGAAGACGACGAAGCUAAUGGUCCUGAAGAAGGUCCUGAUGGUCCUGAAGAAGGUCCUACUGUUCCUGAAGAAGGCGUAUCUGACGGUACCAAAGAAUCUAAUGAUGUCCAACCAGUUGAUGAUUCCAAAGAAGACGACGCAAAUGAUAUUGAAGCGGAAGGUACCGGACAGAAGAAUAAACUAAAUGAUCCAGACAAUCCGAAUGGUUGUUGGAUAUCAUUAAAUGAACAAAGUCAUUUUGCGAAGAUGAGUCAGCUGGAGAAAAAGUACAAGGAAGUCAGGGAAUCAUACUCAAAAGAUGUUAACACUCAAAAAUUCGAUGAGCAAAUGUUGGAGGCCUUAGCCCAGAGAAGAGGCAUAGCGGAGCGAGCUCUCCAGAAGUUCGAGGGAAACCCUAACGUGAUCCCCGCCGGAUUGAACCUUGGGACCUACUGCAUGAUGAGGAUGCCCGGCUCUAUGCUAUUCUUCUACCGCCUGAAGCUGCGGAACAACACACGGUUCACCAUCAACUUCAUACACAACGACGUGGAACAGCUGACGCUGACAAUGCGUCUGUCCCUCAACGACCUACACCUGCUGGGACAGUAUGAGCGCGCGCUCACGUCCAAAGAAGAUCCUUCUAAACUGUACUACAGGCCGAACAAUGGAGAAGUCGAGUUCUUACUGAAAGACGUGAAGUACAAAGUGGAGGGCCGGUACCGGCUCCAGAACGGCAAGCUUCACAUCGAGCACAUUCUCUCGGAUAUACCGCCUAUGCCUAUACUUAUGCGUUACACGACAGACAGUCCAGGACAAAGCACUCCGUUGGAUCCUAAUACCUUAAAGGACUACCUGAACAGAAUGCAGACGGAUCUCGAUCACUGGCUGAAAGACUACUUCAACGACUUCCUCAUGCUUUACGGCGUUGAUGAGGUCAAGCAUAACGAGGAAAUACAGAAAUAUGAAAACGAAAGGACAAUCCUAUUGAAUGGAUUCGCUGACCAGGUUACGGACAUACUGAACGGGCGUAUGAGAGAAAAGGGACCAAGUCUGAUGAUGCCAGAUUUUACACUCCACGCUGCUAAUGGGAUGGAAAUAAGGCUGUACGAUGGUUACGUCCGCGGUCUGGACACCAUGUACCGGCGAUCCGUCACCACCGGCAAGCAAGUUGGCGAAGUGCGCUACGUCGAUACCGACAUCGGUUUCAGUGGACUAAAGACGGAGUACAGAUACGACACGUUCGUAAGGACCGGCAUACCGCCAGUAUCUGGGGUUUUUGUGCUGAACUCCGAAGACGUGAGAGCACACAUGGCGUUGCAGAUCGUGGGGUACAAGCCGUCUGUCCCGGACCUGCAGAUCUCCUUCUUGCGGCAUGGGAAACCAGAAUCGCUGACGAUUGAGGGACCCGCCAACAGAAUAAUCGCCAACUUCAAACACUUCUUGGAACACCACAUCAUCUCAAUUAUGAGCAGCACCCUGAUACACCACAUACGCUCCUUGAGUGCCUUGACGAAGUGUGAUCCGCAACUUCCUGUUAAAGACAAAGAAGAUGGUAGAGAAAAGUAUGUUACACCGAAGGAAGUAACGGAUUAUGAUGACAACGAUAUAACUACACCAUUCCACCCUGAUGAUGAUGAUGAUGAGCCUACUGAAACGCCAGAUAAUAAUGAUGAUAGACCUACUGAGCCACCAGAUAAUACCGAUGAUGAUACUGAAUCGCCAAAUAAUAGCGAUGAUGUGCCAACUCCAGAUAAUAACAGUGAAGAUGAACCUACCGAACAGCCAGAUGACCAACAAACUGAACCGCCAGAUAAUAAUGAAUCAUCCGAAGAACCAGAACAUCCUACAGACAACGAUGACAAGAAACCUGAAUAUGCGUUCAUGAGGAAAGAGAGUGUAGAAUUAGAACUACCACCUAAGGAUGGUGCUGAAAAAGGACAAUCAUAUAAGAUCGAUCAUAAUGAAACAUUCACUUUGACAAAAUUAAAUGAUAACGAAGUCGAACUCCACAACGGAGAUGUUUUGGCUAAUCAAGGUGUAGCCGAUGACGCUAAUACUCCAAAAAAGGAUAAUAGCUCCAAAAAAGAUAAAAUAGUAAAACUUAUGGGGAGUGACUCAAGCGGGAGCGAUUCGAGUUCAAAUUCCGGUCCCAGUUCAGACUCAGACUCUGGUCAAAAGUCAUAAAUAUAUAAAUGUACCUACGUUAAUCGUUUUUCAAUAAAAAUUAUAACUUAUGUUUUAUUUA
Molecule: messenger RNA, 2506 nt
Organism: Leguminivora glycinivorella
Lineage: Eukaryota; Metazoa; Arthropoda; Insecta; Lepidoptera; Tortricidae
Exons: 22
Coding region: 97-2445 (782 amino acids)
Source: RefSeq, a predicted model, not a curated record